This is a messenger RNA of Ziziphus jujuba (common jujube), 1942 nucleotides long. RefSeq lists its product as uncharacterized. The record is from RefSeq and is a predicted model, not a curated record. The transcript is spliced from 7 exons. Lineage: Eukaryota; Viridiplantae; Streptophyta; Magnoliopsida; Rosales; Rhamnaceae. The coding region runs from base 409 to 1566 and encodes 385 amino acids.
AAAAAAAAAAAAAAAACUCGAAUUGGGGACGAAUAAGAACGAAAUAAGAAUCCAUUGUGGUUGAACUAUUAACAGCAUUCGGAGCGUUGUAGUUUAGUAAUCGGGAGGUCGAAUUGAAUUGAGAGAGAGAGAGAGAGAGAGAGAGAGAGGACUUGUGGUUUUCAUAAGCCCUCGUUGGAUUUGAUUCGGAACUGUGAGUGAUCUGUCUGUCUUUUCCACUCAGAACUCUCCGGCAAGACCCGCCAAAGACCACACAUCGGGCCUCAGGCAGCUCCACUGCGACGCAGACGCUGCGUUUGGCUACGCCGUUUUUGUGCUGUAAUCAAUUUGGGAGCAAGAGUGAAGGACAACAAACCCGCAUUGAUUUUAAAACAGCCGCUGGUCUUCUUACAUGCUUUGGCUACGGCGAUGAGAGUCUGCACUGGAUGGCGUCGUUUCCUCAUCUUUCUUCCUCUCCUUUUCUUCUUUCCUCAUUUUUUCUCUGUUAUGGAAUUGCAUCAGAAAGCAGCAGUCGAAACUAUACACAAGAAGCAGAGCAAAAAGUCUGAUCAUUUGGUUCUUGGCCCUGCUGCUGGUCAAGGCUUGCCCAAUCGAUUGCAAUGCCAAGGAACUAGAGCUCUCAACAAGACCCAUUUCUCAGCCUAUGGUGCAUCCAGCGCUGGAGAUAACAUUGCAUUGGUCACUGUCUUCACCAUUUAUAAUACCUCCCUUGGUGGGCGUGCAGAUAAACCAUUAAGCUUGUUCACUGUUGGGAAUGUAUCAUAUAAUAAGGAGGAGAAGUCUAUGGCCAUUUUGAAUGCUUUCAUUAGCUUCACUCAGGUGUCAAUGCCCCGGAGCAAUAUAAUCAUUCUUACAGAUCCAGCAUCUGAUCUUGCGGUGCAUAGAAAUAGGGUCACUGUACAUCCAAUCCAAGGUGAAUAUUCGAGAGACAAGUUGAUGCUUCAAAGAAUCAGGUCUUACAUUGCCUUCUUGGAAACAAGGAUCAAGGAACUUUCUCAGAGGCAGGGGCCAGCACAUCAUUACAUCUUCACUGAUUCUGAUAUGGCAGUGGUUGGAGAUCUAGGACACAUAUUCCGUGAUUUUCCAAAUUUUCAUCUGGCUCUCACCUUCAGAAACAACAAGGAACAACCUUUAAAUUCAGGAUUUAUAGCAGUGAGGGGCACCCACGAUGGUCUUUUAAGGGCAAAGAUUUUCUUACAAAAAGUACUUAACGUAUAUAGAUCAAAGUACAUGAGUGCUUCACGAAUGCUUGGGGACCAGUUAGCUCUUGCGUGGGUUGUGAGGUCAAAUCCUUCUUUUGAUGCAAGGAGAUUUUCUAAAGCACAGGCAUUUCUGGAAGAUGUUGGUGGUGCUUCUGUAUUGUUUUUACCCUGUGCUGUAUAUAACUGGACACCACCGGAAGGUGCAGGUCAAUUUCAUGGCAUUCCUUUGGAUGUUAAGGUUGUUCAUUUUAAAGGUUCCAGGAAACGUCUGAUGCUAGAGUCUUGGAACUUCUUCAGUUCUUCUGACAUUUCAGAUAUGUUGUGCCUCAUCUUAAUGAGUGGAAGAACAAAGUACGACUUUUGAACAACUGCAUUUGUUUUGGUUUCAAGCAGCUGGUUUAAUUCCAUUGAUUAUGAAAAAACGGAAGUAUAAAUUGACAUUAAAUAUCUGAUUGUGCCUGCUAGCUACCUGGGCUAACUCUGGAAGUUGUCCUUUCACACCUUGCUACAGAUUUCAUAUACCUGAAUAGAUUUUUAUAAGCGAAAAGGGGAUAGUGAGCAAUGGACGCUACUGCAAUUUUGUUACCAACAGCGUGGAAAACCAUUCUUAAAUUCUUUUUAUUAUUAUUUUUUUUCUGUGUUUUUUAUGUGUAAUAACUUGGACCUGAGUUUUCUUUUGGGAGUGGGAUUCGUUAAAUUGGAAUAUACUGAUGCGAAAUUGCAAUUUUAUGAUUCCUUUA